AUGUUUGUCUCCCGAGGUCAUCAAUAUUUUAGAACCAACUUGGAGCCGUUUGAACGUCCUUGGUCAGAGCGCAAGGACGCCGCCAUUGCCGCCAUGCUGGAAAACUGCUUGAAAGUUCCAACAAUUAUUACCCUUCAAGACGCUCUUCUCAGUCAGGUUAAUGAUAUUAAAAAUGGCCUUAAUGAAAAUAAGGGUACCUCGUGGACUUAUUUUGGUUACGGGGCAGACGACGGGGCCCAAGCUGGUAAAUUCAAUCCAAUAUUUUACGAUUCAACCCAAUGGACACUAGAUUCUGGAAGACAAAGAUGGUUUAGCAUGUCCCCUUCUGAACCUUCACGCUAUCCCCCGGCAACCAACAAUACAACAAUUAUUGAGGCUACCUUGAUUCACAAAGCAACCGGGAAUGCAGUGAAUAUACUUAAUACCCAGCUUGAUGACAAACAUGAAGAUACGAGACAGUUGGGAGCAUUGGAUCUUCGAGUUUAUGCUGAAAAAUCGAUGCUAAUAGGACAUCCGACUGUUGUUACCGGUGAUUUCAACUCUAACAAGAGCGACCGUCCUUACAAAUACAUUUCCAACCCACGCUGGUUAGUUGAUUGUUCUAGGUACGAAAAACCGGAAUCUAAAAAUUUCUUCUCCACGUUUUCUGGUUUUUCAGGUCCAGAAGGAGAGACAACCGAUUUCAUUUUUGCUGAUAUACAAACUGUUCUUGGUUCCAACUACGAAAUCAUUGAUAAUAAAUCUAAAGAUGGAACCUACAGAUUUAGUAAUCAUAGGCCAGUCAUUAGAUUAGCACCAUACCAUUUCAGGAUUUAUAACAAUAAUAUAAGGGUUGCCGGAACCAACUUGGAGCCGUUUGAACUUCCUUGGUCGGAACGUAAGGACGCCGCGAUUGCCGCCAUGCUGGAAAAUUGCAUGGAGAUUCCAACAAUAAUUACCCUUCAAGGCGCUCUUCUUAGUCAGGUCAAUGACAUCAAAAAGGCUCUUAAUGAAAAUGAGGGUACCGCCUGGACUUAUUUUGGUUAUGGAGCAGACGAUGGGGCAGAAGCUGGUGAACUUAAUCCAAUUUUCUACGAUUCAAACGAAUGGACACUAGAAACCGGAAGUCAAAUCUGGAUUAGCAUGACUCCAAAUGUGCCCUCACUCUUUCCAAUGGAAACUCAAAAAAGAAUAAUUACUAUGGCUACAUUCAAGCACAACUCAAGACGCUUAAGCAUACUCAAUACCCAGUUUGAUGACAAGCGUGGUGCAUUAGCAGUGUUUGGAGCCCAGUCUAUUGAGCAAUGGACUAGGGAAUUGAUGAAAGAUGGACAUUUGACGGUUGUCACUGGUGGUAUCAACUGUCGCAAGGAACACCAACCAUACGAAGUUAUUACCGAAACUUUAUCUGAUUGCUCUAAAAAAUUCCUGCCACGCUAUUCUACCUAUUCUAGUUUUUCAGUUCCAGAAGGAGACACGUCAGAUUUUGAAACGAUAGAUUUUGUCUUUGUUGAUGCAGGAAAUAUUGCAACUACGAACUACCAAGUGAUUGAAAAUAAAUCUAAAGAUGGAACCUUUAGAUUCAGUGAUCAUAGACCAGUCAUCGCUGACGUGUUUAUCUAA
Messenger RNA from Hemisphaericaspora subhashii, 1602 nucleotides. RefSeq lists its product as uncharacterized. Gene Ontology annotation, molecular function: 3'-5'-RNA exonuclease activity. The record is from RefSeq and is a predicted model, not a curated record. Lineage: Eukaryota; Fungi; Ascomycota; Pichiomycetes; Serinales; Debaryomycetaceae. The transcript has 3 exons. The coding region runs from base 1 to 1602 and encodes 533 amino acids.